Messenger RNA from Diachasmimorpha longicaudata, 4925 nucleotides. RefSeq lists its product as uncharacterized. The record is from RefSeq and is a predicted model, not a curated record. The transcript is spliced from 5 exons. Lineage: Eukaryota; Metazoa; Arthropoda; Insecta; Hymenoptera; Braconidae. The coding region runs from base 1467 to 2588 and encodes 373 amino acids.
UAGCGUUAGUAGUCAAGAUCGGCGUGUGGGAGGGCAGAAUAGGCCUUUUCUACUGGCCUACCACUGUCGGGCCUCUACCCUCGAUCCGCAUUGUCGCGCGGUGGGAGAGAAACUAGAGAAUACGAGCCACUGGCAUUUUCUGUGUAAAAGCUAGAAAAGACAGAGCAUUGCGCGCCGUCGCAGGUUUGUACUCCGGAGUUUUUGGUAGAGCGCGUGCUCCGGAGUCCUUCGGUUAUACUAGUGUGUUUCGUGUCCAGUGGAUUUGCUGAGCGCGGGGUUUUACAGUGAAAAAAAUCAACGCGAGAGAGGAGCAUCGGAGCGCAAACUACUCACGGGAUAGUCCACCUGUUAAGCUUGCAUUUUUAUUUAUUCCGUGAAAUUUAUAUAUUUUAAUGGAGAAACACCAUACCUGGAUUGUUUUGUCGACAUUUAGUGCAUUGUGUGGUUUGUGAUACGAAAGGUGUGUGAUUUUACAACAAUCAUUUGUGCGCUCUUCAACAAAAACCGGGCAUACGUGACCGGUUAACCAGAGCUGAAACGGUGCUUUCAUCAGCGGGGGAAGAAAGAGAGAGAGAGAAAGGUGGAGAAGGAUCACCGAGUGAAUAGAGGAGGUGGUAUCGGCGUCAUACAGUGGGAGAGAGAGAGAGAGAGAGAAGUAGUGAAAUUGUGCAGAGACGAGAUAUAUGAGGCCGUUGGUUGGCCAGGAGUACGAGAUAAAAAGCCAACGGAGAGUAAUUUAAGCUUCAACACUAAAAAGACGUUUGAAAAAGUCGAGGAAUGAAAUAUCAUUGUAAUUUUUAAUAGACAGUGCAAACUGUUGCGCCGAGAAGUUAAUGGAAAACAACGACUGAAGUCACUUCGGUGGGCAUUCGCUGAAAAAGAAAUCACGAAACGCUUGAGUAAAUUUUCACGGGAGAAUGGUGACAGUAGAUGAGGAAACGAAUCGAGAACUCGGCUCUUCCUGAAGAGGGGGAAAAAAAUGAAAAAAAAAUAUGACAAUUUUAUUAUGAAAUAAAGGAGGAACAUUGUACAAAAUUCCGUUUGUAUAGUGGGUAGAGGGAACAAAGGAGGUGCACACGGUCGUGCGAGUGAAAGAGAAACGGAUUAAACCACGUAUAACAUUGAGUGAGCGGCGUAAAAACGUGAAAGAAAAAUAAAGGGGGGAUAAUAAAUGAAUGUUUGAGUGUGAUAGAGAUGAAGGAUAAAGAAGAGACGUGAAUAAAGGAAAAAGAAAUAUUGUCAAGGUUUCUGGUUGGGCUGGGGUAGAGAAGAGGAAGAAGGUGAAGGUACAUCAUAGCGAGGAAGAGACAGAGGCACAUGCACAUCAGUGAAAGAAGGGAAAAACGCAUAAACCGCUGAAGGAAACAGCUGAGGGGUGGGGAGGGUGAAGAGGAGCCCAGGGAGAAGUAAAAAAGGGACAAAGAGGGAGAACCGUUGCUGUGGAGAUCGAUGUUCAGGGGCGUACGAUGGCCGGGGCGCUGUCCGAGAACGCGCCGAGGCCGGUGAGCGUUGUGACCGUUGAUGCUGGUGGUGCAGCGACUAUUGAAACACCAUCGGUCCCAACAGCCGAUGUAUCCCAGGACACACGCUGCCAGAAUGCACGAGAGGGCCGUGAGACAACCCGAUGUUUUGCCUCCACAGAGGCACAAACCGAGAAUACCCCGAGGGUAAUCGAGGAGGAUCUCAGGGAUGCGAGGAGGCGGGAGAGAAGGAUCCGAAGGCAUCACCGCAGGGCCAUGAGGAGUUGCUCGAUGCCACCGAGUUAUCCCGGUGGACCGGGUUGUGUUAAUACGACUAAUGGCAUUGGAACAGCACCAGGUAUGCCUCUGGUACAGCCAGUGGGGGGUUUUCUGCAUCCACCGCCACCGCAUCUCGGCCUGAGGGGUCUCAGCCUCGGCCUGCCAUUUCCAGUGCCCGCCAGUGUUUCUGCCUUCGGCAGGGACGCAGUGCCGAAGCAGUGCUGUGGCCUGGGUUCACCACCAGUGCGCUGGUCAAUCCUCGGUGUUGGUAUUGUUGGGCUAGUUUGUGCAGCUGCUGGAGCUCUACUUGGUGCCCUCAGGGCAACCGGUCGUGACCAACUCGCCGUAUCGCUUUUCAUGAUUGGUAUAGGAGUGAUUUUAGUGACUGUGAGUGCGGUGGCAUGGCGAGCGACCAGUCGAGAAAAUUGCGGCAGCUUCUUCGGUUUCACAGGGAUCUCAGGAAGGAUUCCACCGGCGAGACCAAUGCAUCCAUACGCGGCCAUGAUCUAUCCGGAAUUCCAGUUCAGAACACCACCACCCAGUUACCAGGCGAGCAUGCAAGAGUACAGACUCCGGCUUUUACUACUGGACAGACUCCAGCCAACAUCCUCACCACCACCAACAUACAGAUCCAAUACAGCGAGUAUAAUAGCACCGUGUACAACACGUGAAAGCCGACCACCGAGUUAUUGUGGCCGUGCUAAUGUCACUCCAAAUGCAACACUGGCGCCGUCCAAGAAGGACGCUAAUCUUGUUAGAAUUGUGCAAACUGAGUCGGAGCCAGUGAUACUCAGUGGUGAUCAAACACCACCCGUGCAGGCCGCGGUUGAGGUACUCGCACAUUUGUAGAUGAUUUAGAAAACGUGAAAAGCAAUUUUGUUUGGAAAUAUUUGAGGUUCGACUUUUGGCAGUCGAUGAGAUCGAUUGCCCUGUGGUAUUCACGGUGCAUCGACCUCGAAAAUUGUCUACCGAUAAGUUCCAUUGCAUGCCAAAUCCAUCACAGAUAGGAGUCAAUGCUGUCGAAUAAAUUUUAAAAUCUUCACCGUGAAAUGCAAAAUCACUGAAACGAAAGUGUAUUUCACAUCAGCCUCAGCCCGGAUGUAAGUAAUUGUGUGUCACAUUGGAGAACAUGAAGCGUUCGAGGGAGGAGCGGUGAACAUGUAUUAUGCUUCACUCCUUGGUCGACGAUUUAACGCUACGUCGUCCUGAACUUGCCGCUGCAAACUGUAGAUAGGGAUACAAACUUCCGCUCUUCCGUAAAUUUUUUCGAUGUUAUGUAUCGUUCGUUGCGCUUCCGAUCAGUGGGAAUUUUUCACGGAGUGUCGAUAGAUCGCAAGGGGUAAAUUCAUACUGAAUAUUUAUAGUCCCAUCGCAAAUUGAAGUAAAUUGGAAUAUUGUUGUCAUUUGAGUACUUGAAAAUGAGGAAUUCCAUUGAAUUUCGAGUCCGUUAAAAAAUUCCGUUCCAUGUUUUUCCCCUCAAUGGGAUUCUAUUUCAAUCAAUCCUCAUAUUAAUUUUUCGUGUAUGCCCCAAUAUCCCAGCAUUCAUCCCGAAAUUUUCAAAAUUCUUUCCUCUCCGAAUGCGCGCAGCUAAAUUCUUAAAAUUUUUGGUUUUUUGUUUCUAUGACCUGAUGCGAGAUAGACGAGAAUGAUAUCACUAGAUUCCAGUAUGUAAAAAAAGAGUGACACUCGUGUUCUGCAUUUGAUUCCGUACCACUGCCUGUUUUAAUCGUAUUUCACCCCCUUCCAAUGUAUUUGGAUAUCGGGAAUGGGGUCAUCGAAGCUGCCGGAUGGGACUUCAAACAUUUUUGCGAUAAAAAUUCGAUAUAGCAGCCAAUAUCGAGUAUGUUCUCCAGUGUGUAAAAUACCAUGUGCAAAUAUGUGAAAUAUUGUUUAUGCCCGUUUGACAAACGAAUGCAGUUGUUUCGAUUUUCUUGAUUUGUUUCCCUUAAAUCGAUGAAUGUAUUUCGAUUAAAAUAGCCAGUGUAUUGUACACAUGUUCUUUCAUCUUAUCUGGAUUCGCGGUAUUAUUCGAAUGAAUUCAAAAACAGAGUGAUAAUUGGAACAGAUAUGCGGAAUGGUCAAGAGGUUUGGUUAUUGGGGGCUCCGUGUGUGCAAUUAAAAAGCGUGAAGUAGAAUUUCAUGGUACGAUACAUGGCCAAUGGUAACGGAGUGAUGAUUUUUUUCAUUCUCAAUGUUUAAAUUAUACAAACUCACUCGGCGAACCGCGUAAAAUCCACGUCCUCUCGAUUUUCAAAGUCACACUUUCUUUCCAUGUUUUAUAUACAUUUUGUAAAUAGCAGUUUUGUGGCUGACAAUGAGUUUUUUUCCUUCUGCGUAAAUGUUUGGAUAGAGUGUGGGGCUUCUUGCGAGAGUGAUUUAUUUAAAUGCAGUGGAUUCAUUGGGUGGUACUCAGUGAAUUGCGUUGGAUUGCAUAUUUUGUGGACUUGAGAAGAAAAAUUAACAUCAAUGUCGAGUGGCAAUUUAAAUUUCAAUGUGGGCGAAAAGUUUUAAUGCAAUUCUUGAGAGGAAUUGCGAAUGACGAGGGCCUCUGUUUCUCUGACACCUCUUUGAAUACCGUGAGAAGGAGGUCAGUGAGAUAAGGACCAGCCUUAGUAACGUGGUUUUGAUGUUUUCAUAAUUUCGAGAAUUUUAUGACCAGAAAGCCUAACGAGAAAGAAGAUGACAAUCUUUCACUCGGUGUUGCCACCACUCGAAUAAUUGUUUUUGUAGAGCCGUUGAGACGCUCGAAAUGGCUAUUUCUCAGUUUGUUUUUCGUAUUUGGAACGAGUGUAAGUGUUUCUUCAAGUGCCUGGUUUUCUAUUAUUUCGAGUUGAGAAGUGGAUGUAUCCGCGCUAUGGCAUGCAAUUAUUUUUAUAAGGGCCAUUUUUUUUUAAUUUUUAAGUCAAUGUGUGAGGCUUGGCUUCAUGCUCCUUCAAUGGCGAUAAAAAUGAGUGUUUUAUAUGUCCGGCUUGUUUUAUGAUACAUUUGUUUUUGGAAUACGAUGCCCCAUGAUACCAAACUCGCAAUGCAUUCGUGAUACGGAGUUAUGAUUUAUGAAUGUAAUUCUUCAGUUAAGUCAUUGAAUUGAGAUUAAUUAGUUCUAUGAUGGAAGAGAAUUUGUAUAUUGAGGAGAAUGAUGGAAAUAUAUAUUUAUCUUACUAGUCGUGAGAUUUCUUCACAACUUGA